AACAGUGUUCUGUGGUAAAGUUUUGCUAGCGUUUGAAACCUCUUGAAGCAAUAAUAUGUCUCAAAUGAAUAUUUGCCGUCUUCUAUGGGGAUAAAAUUUUAGCUCGAGUAUUAAUACGCCCGGAAUUCAGGAUAUCGAUCUAUUGUACUUUUUACACGUUUAUCCAACCUCUCAUUGUUGAGGAAAAGGGACCCUUCUGUAUCGUUGCUUUCUGCGCGGCUGAAAUUUCCAAGCGUCGAGCCGCAGUAGAUGUCGAGGAAUUGACGGUAAUCUGGAGUUGAAAGAUGUUUCGCUUAUGGAAGCGCUUGACACCCCUCGCGCGUAAUAACAACAUCAACGAAGCAAUAUCUUCGCAAAAACGGCACUAUGCGGCUGUCAAAGAAUUCCAAUCUCCGAUCAGUGAUGAAUAUAAAAAAGGCCCUACAGAAGGACGUUCCCUUUAUAUGGAUGCCCAGGCUACAACUCCCAUGGAUCCCAGAGUAUUAGAUCAGAUGCUGCCGUACUUCACAACUUACUAUGGAAAUCCACACUCCAGGACACACAUGUACGGCUGGGAAACAGAGGCAGCGGUUGAACAGGCUCGCAAGGAAGUAGCAGAUCUAAUUGGAGCUGAUCCUAAGGAGAUCAUUUUUACCUCUGGCGCUACCGAGUGCAACAAUAUAUCUGUCAAAGGUGUGGCAAGAUUUUAUAAACAGAAAAAAAAGCACGUUGUGACGACACAGACUGAACACAAAUGCGUUCUCGACUCUUGCAGAGCACUGCAAGUUGAAGGAUUCGAUGUGACCUACCUGCCGGUAAAACCUAACGGCCUUAUAGAUCUGGAAGAACUUGAAGCAGCCAUGAGACCUGAUACGUCACUCGUUUCAAUAAUGACGGUCAACAACGAAAUCGGUGUACAGCAACCCGUCAGUGAGAUCGGAGCCCUAUGCAGAAGAAAAAAAGUGUUCUUUCAUACAGACGCGGCACAAGCUGUCGGCAAAAUUCCAAUCGAUGUGAAUGAGAUGAACAUAGAUCUAUUAUCUAUCAGUGGCCACAAGCUUUAUGGCCCUAAAGGUAUAGGAGCUCUGUAUGUAAGACGCAGGCCAAGAGUUCGCGUAGAAGCUCUGCAGAGCGGCGGGGGUCAGGAGAGAGGGAUGAGAAGCGGCACUCUACCAGCACCUUUAGUAGUAGGACUUGGAGCAGCAUGUUCACUGGCACAAAGGGAAAUGGCGUACGACCAUAAGUACAUUGAAGGCCUUUCGGACCAUCUGAUUGAGAAGAUAAUGAGCAAUUUAACGAAUGUAGUGCGAAACGGUGAUUCAGUCUCGUGGUAUCCUGGAUGUGUGAAUCUCUCCUUUGCCUUUGUGGAAGGGGAAUCCUUGCUUAUGGCUUUAAAAGACGUAGCAUUGAGCAGCGGUUCUGCUUGCACUAGCGCUAGUCUAGAGCCAAGCUAUGUUUUACGGGCUAUUGGUGCCGCAGAGGAUCUAGCUCAUUCCAGCAUAAGGUUUGGAAUUGGACGGUUUACCACCAUGGAAGAAAUCGACUACACCGCUGAUAAUAUUAUACGACAUGUCAAAAGACUUAGAGAGAUGAGUCCCUUAUGGGAAAUGGUGCAAGAAGGAAUCGAUAUAACGUCUAUAAAAUGGACGCAGCACUGAAUGUUGGGUCUGCAGGAAGCCUGAAGAGUUGUUUGUAAUAAGGUACCUAAUUUAUAACAUGUAUAGUCAACUUUUAAGUUUGAAGAUAUUGAAAUCAAAUUUGGCAUGUAGUAUAAGAACUAAAGAUAGAUAAAUGAAUAAAUUUUUAUUUUGAAAAUUUA
Molecule: messenger RNA, 1798 nt
Organism: Athalia rosae (coleseed sawfly)
Lineage: Eukaryota; Metazoa; Arthropoda; Insecta; Hymenoptera; Athaliidae
Gene: Nfs1
Product: cysteine desulfurase, mitochondrial
Exons: 10
Coding region: 285-1637 (450 amino acids)
Biological process (GO): [2Fe-2S] cluster assembly
Cellular component (GO): nucleus; cytosol; mitochondrion
Molecular function (GO): pyridoxal phosphate binding; cysteine desulfurase activity
Source: RefSeq, a predicted model, not a curated record